AUGGAUCGAAAACAGGAAACCUCAUCAGAAUCAAUACAUGAUUAUAUCGAAUGUAGUACAUUGCAGCAAUCGUACCUUGAAAGUUCAACGGCAAGAAGUUUCGAGCAGAUAAUAUCGAGGAAGUUAGCAAACAAAACCAUCGAGCAUAAUUCAGAGCAAAUACCGCAACUGAAAAGCGAGUUCUCCAGUUCUUUGGGUGAUGUCAUUUCCACAACAAAUUGUGCAACAGGAAAAUGGCAGCUUUCUCAAAACAUCGGGAAUUCAGAGACAAUGAGAUGGCAGGAUUGCUGCGAUGAUCCAAUUAAGGAAUCGCAAAGAAUGGAGAAAUAUAAAACCGAUCGGAGGCAGAGGUAUUACGAUCACGCAAAAAACAAAACGACAACCAGUCGCUAUUAUGCCGAAAUUUAG
Messenger RNA from Paramuricea clavata, 408 nucleotides. The record is from the annotation of a GenBank genome assembly. NCBI's taxonomy places the organism in Eukaryota, Metazoa, Cnidaria, Anthozoa, Malacalcyonacea, Plexauridae.